Molecule: messenger RNA, 3151 nt
Organism: Chroicocephalus ridibundus (black-headed gull)
Lineage: Eukaryota; Metazoa; Chordata; Aves; Charadriiformes; Laridae
Product: protein FAM83D-A-like
Exons: 4
Coding region: 62-1198 (378 amino acids)
Biological process (GO): signal transduction; positive regulation of cell cycle G1/S phase transition; regulation of TOR signaling
Cellular component (GO): mitotic spindle pole; cytosol
Molecular function (GO): protein kinase binding
Source: RefSeq, a predicted model, not a curated record
GCGGGGCCGAACCGCUAUAAAGGCGGCGGCGAGUGCGGCCGCUCCGCCGCUCCCGCUCGCCAUGGCCAACCCGUCGCAGUGCCUGGAGGAGGGCGGCGGGCGCUGGCCGCCGCGGCCGCCCGGGCCGUACAGCGAGGCGCAGCGGCUGGCGCUGGAGGAGCUGGUGGCGGGCGGCCCCGAGGCGCUGCGGGCCUUCCUGCGGCGGGAGCGGCUGCCGCCCUUCCUCUCGGAGCCCGAGGUGCAGGCCAUCGCGCGGGGCGCGCUGCCGCCCGCCGCGGGCCCGGAGCCGGCGGGCGAGGCCUCGCUCGGCGCCUCCCUCGACGCCUCCUCGCUCACCUACUUCCCCGAGCGCUCGGACCUGGAGCCGCCGGCGCUGGAGCUGGGCUGGCCGGGCUUCGCCAGCGGCGCCUUCCGCGGGCUGACGCGGGUGGAGGCCCACUUCCAGCCCGGCUGCGGGGAGACCAUCUACGGCUGCAAGGAGGCGGUGCGGCGCCAGAUCCGCUCCGCGCGGCAGAUGAUUGCCCUGGUGAUGGAUUCCUUCACAGAUACUGAUAUCUUCAAAGACCUCUUGGAAGCUUGUAGCCAGCGGCAAGUUAAAGCGUAUAUUCUUCUAGAUCAGUCUUCGUUUUCCCACUUUCUGAAAAUGUGCAAGGAUCUGGGAGUUGACCUCGAACAGGAAAAGUUGAUAAGAGUUCGAACUCUCACUGGGAACACAUACUACACGAGGUCGGGUGCCAAAAUUGUUGGAAAAGUCCGUGAAAAGUUCAUGUUAAUCGAUGGCAUUAGAGUGACAACAGGCUCCUACAGUUUUACGUGGACAGAUGGGAAGCUGAACAGCAGUAACAUUUUGAUCCUGUCAGGCCCUGCAGUUGCACACUUUGACCUGGAAUUUCGGAUUCUUUAUGCACGGUCAAAGCCUAUCAACCUCAAAGAGUUACCCAGCUUCCAGAAGAGCAAGGUGUUGGACCAGCUGCUCAGGAUAACAGUGUCGUCCAGAGACUUGACCAGAGAAAACUUCCUGAGAAUGGAGUUUUUGUAUCUUAGAGCAUUUGUAGGAAAUCUGAAAAGGAAGCGAAGCUGGCUGCAUACCUCGAGGGAGGCAGUCUACGUGUCGAGUAACGCGCUGCAUGCCUCUCCUCCACUGACUAAGAGGAAUGGCUCUCUGGUUAUGAGGCCACACUGGAUCAUAGAGAGAUGAAUUGCAUGUUCGCUCGGAGGCGAGCAGCAGAACCUCAGGAGCCAUGUCCAGCCGUCCUUGCCCAGUACUGCCUUACAGCAUGUUUGUGAGAGAACAAACCUCGAACUGAGAGGAAUCGAUACUGGAAUUGUGGUUUCAUUUGAAGACCACUAUAAUGCAGAUCAACAGACACAGUUAUGGUAUUGUCUUAGCUCAGAUGUGUUUUAAAAAAAAACCAGCUCUUAACACCUGGGAAGCCAUUAUUGACUUCUAGUAUUCUGUCAGAUUUUCAUUUUUCAACCUAUUCUUACGUAUUUCAAGCUGAUGGGUUAGCAGUGUCUUAGCUCAGUAACUCAAGUCUCAUUUUUUAAGGAAUCUAUGUAUAGAAAAAUAAUAUUCCUUAAAGGUCUUCCAGAGAUGAAUAGCAGGACUGCUGCAUGGCUCUGAAAUCAGUCUAAGCUUAGUCUUGUGUUGCACAAACUCUCCACAAACUGUUUCACGACACACAACUGAAGUGGAGUAGCCAUAAUCUAGAAACUAGUAGAUCAGUACUGGGCUACUAGUCCUCAAAUGUUACACUUUCUUUGCACAAAGCUGUGCUGCUGGGCAGAAUGAGCUAAAGAGUCAGGCAAACAAGGCUUUUGCAAUGAUUGAAUUUCAAAUGACCUUUUUUUAUAGUUACAGGAAUACUUGGACUGUUGGACAUCAUGCAAUAAAUGCAUGCAAGGGAUAGUAUUCCUAAGAACCUACUAUGUUUGUAGUAAAGACAAAUGAGACCAUUUUGUUGGCAUUACUAUAUAUACUUUUUGGUUUCCUUAUGGUUGCUUCUGCUGUCCGAUCUUAGGGGAGAAGUUGAGCAGAUCUGAAAUCUGUGAAGCUGCUGCUGCUUCUCAAAAGCCUUAGUUCUGCCAAACGUGCAAUAACACAAAAGUCAGAAAUAGAACCAUUUCUUUUUAAGGUUUCAUGCAAGCUUGAUUUAAAAAAAAAAUAAAUACAUCCAUUAUUGGAGAAGACCAAAUAAACCCAAAUGAAUGAACUAUCCUCCCAAACAGCUGUAUAUCGAGGCGCUGAAGUCCCAGCAGCUGGCCAGUGCAGAAACUCUUGUUAGUCCAACCACAGCAGCUGUGGCAAAAGUGCACCGUUUCUCAAAAUGUUGUUGAGGCUCUUGCUACUGCAGAAAACUCGGGUGUGUGCUUGUGUGAGUGAGUGUCUUGUGCGUUCUGGCCUUCAAAGGGGAAGGUUAAAACUUAGCUGAGGAAUUUCAUAUGGGUCUCUGCCACACGUCAGCAGGACAGCAUUACAUUGGACAUGCAGAGCUUACAGAAAUGGUCUUUGCGGGCAAUGCAAUAAUGUACCGAUUUGGAUAUAACUAGUCUGCACCCUUUUCUUUCCUGUGCUUGCAAUCAUGGAAAUGUAAUAAUUGCGACUCUCCUAACCUGUAAAUGUUCAAUAGUUUAUAGUUCAGUAGUCUUAACUUUUAUCCAGAUGUAAAGAAGUUUGAAACAUGAAUUUUUAUUCUUAACUAUAGUUCCCAUAAGCACAAAAAACCCUCAGUGUUGUACUCUAUGCAAAAUAUUGAUUGUGCAAUCUUAUUUUCACAAUUAUUUUCUGUAUAUGUUUUCUCAAAUACAAAAUUUUAACUUUGUUAUUUAUCUCAUUGCUUUAAUAGGCAACUCUUUCCAUGUACCAUUAGCUAGCAGGGCUUUUUCUCACCAGUUGCUAAUGUAUUGAUGAUACGAAAUACUGUGGGUAAGAGUUGUUUAUUUUUGAUAGAGUGGACUUAAUCUGGAAAGCACGUUGAAAUAAAUCGCUAAAUUUUUAAGAAUGUCUUUAAUUAUAACUGAAUAACCUCUUUUAGAUGUGGUUACCUAGAGACUUAGCUUAACGAGUGACCAUGGAGGUACAGCGGUGUGGAGUCUGUGCGAAUCACCAUGUGGCUAGCGUGUCAAGUUACUAAUGAAGAAUGAGAAUGAU